GUGACACUAGUGGGCAUGCUAAUCGGCAGUGGUGUUGUGUUGUUGAUUUUAAGGCGCAGAAGAGCUAGGCUUGUCAAGCAGAACAACUUUCGUCGAAAUGGGGGGACUCUUUUGCAGAGACUAAUUUCAUCACGAGCAGAUGGUGUGAGAAUCUUUUCCUUGGAUGAGGUUGAGAAAGCAACUGAAAGUUUUUCUCCAAGUUUAAUUUUGGGAUCAGGUGCCUAUGGCAAGGUUUUCAAAGGCACUCUUUCCGGUGGGAUUCUUGUGGCCAUCAAAAAGGCUAACUGCAAAGAAAUUGAUACAAAAGAAAUCGAUGAUUUUAUCAAUGAAAUUGUUAUUCUGAAUCAGAUAAGACAUAAAAAUGUGAUUAAGUUGCUAGGUUGUUCUCUGGAGACUCCGAUCCCCUUGUUAAUUUAUGAAUAUGUUUCCAACGGCACUCUGUCCGAUCAUCUAUAUGGUAACAAAUCUGAUCAGUGCUUUAAUUGGAAAAACCGAUUGCGCGUCGCUGGAGAAACUGCAGAAGCAUUGUCAUUCUUGCAUUCUGCUGCCUCUAUACCCAUUGUGCACAGAGAUGUGAAAUCUUCCAACAUUUUGUUGGAUGAUGUGUACACCCCCAAAGUUGCAGACUUUGGAUUGUCUCGUUUGGUGCCUGUGGACCAAACACACAUCACCACACUAGUGCAAGGCACGAUAGGUUAUUUGGACCCUGAAUAUGUUCAAACAGUUCAGCUUACAGAGAAGAGUGAUGUCUACAGCUUUGGGGUUGUCCUGGUUGAGCUUCUGACAGGGCUGAAGCCUCUUUCUUUUGAAAGAACAAAAAAUCAGAGCAACUUGGCUAUUUAUUUCCUCAAUACGAUGAAGACUAAGGAUCUGACUGAAAUUUUAGAUUCUCGGUUUACUCUAGAGGAAGUGGAGAAUAUGGAAUCGAUGGAGAAAUUGGCAAAUUUAGCAAUGAACUGUCUGAGCUUGGAGGGGGAGGCGAGGCCAACAAUGAAGGAGGUGGUUCAGGAGCUAUUGUGGAUCAGAGAGGGGGCAAGGCCACAUGUGUGCUUGAAUUCUGAUGCAGCACAAAAUAGAGAAGAAUUUGUUUCUCUCAUAUUAGAUGGGGAGGCGAGUGAGGAGCAGACAAUUGAAAUGGACCUAUACCCAUACAACGAGCCUCUGUCAAUUGAUUCUCAAAGCUUCCCUGAUAACAUGAAUGACGGCAGAUAAUGCUGACUUGAAUGGCGGCAGAUAAUGCUGACUUUUUAACAGAGAAAAUGCUAUCAUUUUAAUUUUUACAAUUUUUUUUUUGACUUUUGGGUUUGAUAAUUUGGUGGAGAGGUCCUUGUAUCUGACCUUGAAAGAGAGGUCACAAGUUCAAAUCCCACAAAGGGUAAGAUAUAUAUCUUUCAUUUGUAGUGCAGUUAGGUGCCUCCCGCAAGGAGCAUAAGAUAGUCCCAUAUUGUUGUAUGUCAUCUAUAGACCCAUACAUGUAUUGCUGAAAUCAUGAGCUACAAAAGAUCCUUUCCUUUCUUGCUAUGCCAUAGUCAUA
This is a messenger RNA of Cryptomeria japonica (Japanese cedar), 1534 nucleotides long. Its product is annotated as wall-associated receptor kinase-like 8. Gene Ontology annotation, molecular function: protein serine/threonine kinase activity; ATP binding. The transcript has a single exon. Lineage: Eukaryota; Viridiplantae; Streptophyta; Pinopsida; Cupressales; Cupressaceae. Gene Ontology annotation, cellular component: plasma membrane. The record is from RefSeq and is a predicted model, not a curated record. The coding region runs from base 16 to 1212 and encodes 398 amino acids. Gene Ontology annotation, biological process: cell surface receptor signaling pathway; protein phosphorylation.